AUGGCGAAAAGAAAGAGACAACAAGCAGUUGCAUUUGAGACUCCGGUCUCUACCGAACAAAAGCAAAAUAAAAAGGCAAAAGCCGCCCCGGCCGCUACGAAAAAGACGACACAAACAAACAGCAACUCGUCCGGCCUGCAGCCCGAGACCCUUCAAAUCAUUGCCGGCUCCUAUGACCAGGUGCUGCAUGGAAUGACAGCCGCUCUUCACAACGACGCCGAGUGCCAGUUUUCCGACACGUUUCUCUUCAACGCGCACAGCUCGGCCAUUCGCUGCGUCGCCGUGUCGCCCGUGUCGGCCCCGUUGCCCGGCCAGGCGCAAAAGGUGCUGCUGGCGACGGGCAGCACCGACGAGCGGAUCCACGUGUACAGCCUGUCGGCGCACCCGCCGCCGCAGGCGGCCGACAAGAAGAGCCGGGCGCUGCUCGCCACGGUGGCGCCGCGGCCGAUCCUCGAGAACCCGAAGAACCGCGAGGUGGGCACGCUGCUGCACCACGCGUCGACGGUGACGGCGCUGCGCUUCCCGACGCGCGCCAAGUUGCUGUCGGCGAGCGAGGACUCGACGCUGGCGGUGACGCGGACGCGCGACUGGUCGAUGCUGAGCACCAUCAAGGCGCCGAUCCCGGCGGCAUUUGGGCGGCCGAGCGGCGACACGGCCCCGUUUGGCGGCACGCCCUCGGGCGUCGUCGACUUUGCCAUUCACCCGAGCAUGAAGCUCAUGAUCAGCGUCAGUCGCGGCGAGCGCUGCAUGCGGCUGUGGAACCUGGUGACGGGGAAAAAGGCCGGCGUGCUCAGCUUCACGAGGGACAUGCUGGUGCAGGCCGGCGAGGGCAAGCACUCGAGCGGCGAGGGCCGGCGUGUCGUCUGGGGCAGCGCGGACGGCGCGGACGAGUUUGCGGUGGCGUUUGAGCGGGACGUGGUGGCGUUUGGCAUGGACAGCGUGCCCAAGUGCCGCGUCAUGCCGUGCAAGACCAAGAUUCACCAGGUGACCUAUGUCAGUCUGGGUGGCGCAGAGGAAGAGGAGGAGAAGGGCGGCCAGGCGGACUCGGUCCUGGCGGUGUCGACCGAAGACGGCCGCGUGCUGUUCUUUUCGACCAAGACGGACGACCUGGUGAAGCAGGAGACGGACGACGGGGCCGAGAGACUGCCUCUUGCCAAGCUCGUCGGACAGAUCGGCGGCAAGGACGCCGGCGUGACGGGCCGCAUCAAAGACUUUGCGGUGCUCCGCAGUAACCUCAACCCGGGGCUGCUGUACGUGGUGGCGGCGAGCAGCGACGGCAAGGUGCGCGCGUGGACGGUCACGGAUCAGGAGCUGCGCGCCGGCGAGGGCAACGAGGUCGGUACGCUGGCGGGCUUAUAUGAGACGCAUAAUCGUAUUACGUGCCUGGCGGCGUUUGUCAUGGUCCCGCGGGCGGAUGGUGCCGAGGACAGCGAGGAGGAGGAGGAGGAGCUUGAUGACGAGGAGGAAGGCAGUGAUGACAGCGAGGAUGAAAGCGACUAG
Molecule: messenger RNA, 1500 nt
Organism: Cordyceps militaris CM01
Lineage: Eukaryota; Fungi; Ascomycota; Sordariomycetes; Hypocreales; Cordycipitaceae
Product: WD40 repeat-like-containing domain
Exons: 1
Coding region: 1-1500 (499 amino acids)
Molecular function (GO): protein binding
Source: RefSeq, a predicted model, not a curated record